Molecule: messenger RNA, 2458 nt
Organism: Acanthaster planci (crown-of-thorns starfish)
Lineage: Eukaryota; Metazoa; Echinodermata; Asteroidea; Valvatida; Acanthasteridae
Product: protein NATD1-like
Source: RefSeq, a predicted model, not a curated record
CACACAAAUCAUGUUGUUUUUGGGCCUUUGAUUUUUGGGGCCUACGGCCUACAUAGUAAUGUAUAAGUUGGUUAAAUCUAGCUGAGUAAGGAGUUAUGGUUUGAUCAUAAACCUGGAGGAGAGGUCUGUGGUUUGGUGAUGCGGCUGCUACACAUACAGAGGUAAACAAUGAGUAUUCCUCGCUCUGCCAGCUUACUGUUCCAGAGAUUUCCUCAACUUUCUCCCUUCACAGCGAACAGUCACCCAGUUUCUAGAAGCGGGCAGCAAGCUCCGAAGUUCCUUUCCAACUUCUUGUCACUGCGCUGUUCAAGUUGCAAACAUAUUGCCGGCGGGCACUUGAGGCUGAUGUUCACUGCAGCUGAGGCAUCGUCGGAUCUGGUUGUCAAUCAUGAUGUGGAGAACAAAAUGUUCUUCAUUAAGUUGGCUGGUGAAUCCGAAAAGGCUGUAUUGGAAUAUGAGGUCCUAGGUCCUGAUAUUGUCAACCUGUAUCACACUGGCGUUCCAGUUUCUCAGAGAGGGAAGGGCAUUGCAAAAGUCUUAGCAAAGGUUGCAUUGGAGCACUUUGCAUCCCAGGGGACCAACAUGAAGCUGACGUGCACCUACUUGCAGAAGUACUUUCAAGAGAACCCCUCGCCAGAGUACAGAGAUCGAAUCCUGGACCUGUGAUGGUAAUGUGGACUUCACACCCUAAGCAUCGUACGAAAGCAGCAUUUGGAAGGCAGGAUUCUCUUCGACCUUAUUAAGUAUUCCAGCUUAUGAUUAUGUUAAUCUUUAACUUUGCAUAUGAGCAAUUGGUUGCGUGCUCUUUAGAAACAUGUUAAAAAUUACUAUUAGCAUAGACCAGCCAACUAUCACCCCUCAACUAUUGCGUACGUGCAGAGAGUGCCCAGGACUGUAUGCUUUUUACCACUUUUUAUGAGCUUUUGUUCGGAGGAAAAAAAUCAAAAGGUAUAUUUACUGACUGCUGUUCUUGGCCACAAAAAUUAACUCUUUUGUUUUAAGAAAAAAGUACCUGUCCAUUGAGUAAUUUGCCCUUGAUUUUUACUUGCCUGAACUGAAAGAAGAAAUUUGUCCUGGGCAAUCGGAAAACCACGGAUGUCGAGGCCUGUCAUGGACGUUGUUUUUCCUCCUGCCACUAUUCUCUGGUGUCUACAGCCAUACAUUGUGAGUUAAAAUGAGUCCACAUGUACCACGGAGAAAUCAUCAUUUUUAUUUUGCACUCUUUUUGGGGGGGGGGAGGUGGGAGACUAGGAAAGAGAGUACGCUUUGUGCACUUGUGAAAAUGAUAAAAAUGGAUGACCCCUUACACCGUAGAGAAAAAUGAGAGGUUUCCCAGCUUGAAAAAAUACAUUUAGCCAUCGGUUAACCGGUAUUGACUGUUCUGCUGUUUUGUACCUUACACACUUUGCUUAUUAGGACCAAAGCAGUAAUUUCAAAUAAUCCUGUGAAAGCUUCAUAUACAUGUAUGCUGCUAAUACUGCACUGAAACAAAGUGGUACAAGUUUGUUCAGUAAUCCAUCCCUGUUUGAUCAAAACAUGCACAAAUAAAUCAGAAAAGAGGUUAAUAAUUAAUAACUGUUAUAUGUUUUUAGGUUUUUUGGGGGGGCCUUGCAAUGUUCCCUCCUAUUCUUCUUGACAAGCGAGUUUUGAAAUCACAACACUCCUUCACAGGGAAUUUUUAACCAUGCUUGACAAUAAAGCACUCCGAUGGGUCACACAACAAAAUGCAGUAUUUUUUUCUCGUCUCUGUCAACAUGUUUUGAAAUGAGAUCUUUGCUGUGGAGAAUUUCAAGCUUUCCAGCAGUAUAAAAUAUAAAAACUGGGUAGAGGGGAGGCAUUAGUUGAACAUGCAUGCACUUAGGGAUGACGUUAUUGCUGAAUAGAUACUUACCUCAGAGGGUUUGACUUGUGAGAUUAUUGUAGGAAGACCGAAAUCACUCUAAGAGAUGCAUUUUUUGUUUUAAAUGAAAAGUAUGUAACCUGCUUGCUGGCUAUGGUGACCAAAUAUAUAAAUGCUAGGUUUGUAUCAUUUCAAUCGUUGUCUAAUGCAAUUCUUUGGGGGGGGUUAUUUCAUGAGACAAACCAAUUUCUUGCACUUGUGUGGGAAAAAUAUGAAUAUUGUCACACAGAGCCAUACUUUUUGUUGGUAAAUGAACACUGGGUUAAAGACGGAUUUCCAAAGCAAUGACAAUAUCAGUCAAGAUACGGGUACCCAAGAGUUUAUAAUGAAGUCUUGUGUAAUUUCUGCUGUCUUAAAAUUCCUGACCUAUUUUCAUAACAUGGAAACUCUGUAAUCUUGUUUGCUCUUGACAAGCUCCGAUGAUUACUGUAAAUCCCCAAAAUUAGGUUUUAAAAUUGGUGCAUUUUUUUCCAAUUUGCAUUUUUCAUUCUAGUUUUUUUUUCAUGCCUAAAAUCAAGAGAUGAUGUUCAUGACAAAAGUCUUCAUUGCUGUAUUCUU